This is a messenger RNA of Closterium sp. Naga37s-1, 2379 nucleotides long. Lineage: Eukaryota; Viridiplantae; Streptophyta; Zygnematophyceae; Desmidiales; Closteriaceae. The record is from the annotation of a GenBank genome assembly.
AUGUCAGGGUGGGACGAGGGACAGGUAUUCUACAGCAACCAGUCGUUCCCCGAGUCGGAAGGGCCGCCCGGCGACGAUGCGCUGGGCGACGCGGGAAUCACGCGAUACGCCGCGCAGAAGAAGCUUCGCGAGUUCGUGCGAAACUUCCACGAUCCGCAGUAUCAUGACCGCUUCAUCUACAGGGAGCGGCUGCAGGAGGGCGGGGGCGUGCUGGAGGUGGAUUUGGAGGACCUGGCGAGCAAGGAGGAGGGGCUGUGCCGCCUCAUGCGCACGCGCCCCGCUGACAUGCUGCCCCUGUUGGAGGUGGCAGCAGCUGAGGUGGCAGCGAGCGUGCGGCAGAAGGUGAUGGGGGAGAGUGGGGAGCUGGAGGAUGCACGAGUGCCGCCCGUGCAGGUGCUGCUCAAGAGCUCCGAGGACGCCAUGCCCAUCCGUGCUUUAACGGCGGCUCAAAUCUCGCAUCUGGUGAAGAUCUCGGGCAUUGUAAUUGCGUCCUCGCGCGCCAAGGCCAAGGCGACGUCGGUGGUGCUCAUGUGCCGCUCCUGCAAGAACGUCAAGGCCAUCCCCUGCCGCCCGGGCCUGGGAGGCGCCAUCAUCCCGCGCACCUGCGACCGCACCCCCCAGCCAGGGGAGGAGCCAUGCGGGGUGGACCCGUGGGUGGUGCUGCCGGAUAGGAGCGAGUACGUGGACCAGCAGACGCUCAAGCUACAGGAGAAUCCCGAGGACGUGCCCACGGGUGAGAUGCCGCGGAGCGUGCUGCUGGCGGUGGACCGCUCUCUGGUGCAGCGCAUCUCCCCCGGCACGCGCAUCACCGUGUUUGGCAUCUUCAGCAUCUUCCAGGCCUCCGAUAAAACCAAGUCGCGAGGGGCCAUGGCGGUGGCAAUACGGCAGCCAUACCUGCGAGUGGUGGGGGUGGAGAUGGCUGCGGAUGGCGCUGCCAGGUCCACUGCCUCCUCCUUCACCACUGACGAGGAGGCGGAGUUCAAGGACUUCAGCCGGCAGGGCGACGUGUACGGCGCCAUAAGCAGCCAGAUCGCGCCGUCCAUCUUCGGCCACGCCGACAUCAAGAAGGCCAUCGCCUGCCUGCUCUUUGGCGGCGCGCGCAAGCUACUGCCAGAUGGCGCAAGGCUGAGAGGCGACAUCAACGUGCUGCUGAUUGGUGAUCCCUCCACCGCCAAGUCCCAGUUCCUCAAGUUUGUGGAGAAGACGGCGCCCAUAGCGGUGUACACAUCAGGGAAGGGCUCCUCUGCUGCCGGUCUCACCGCCUCCGUUAUCCGCGAUGCCUCCUCUAGGGAGUUCUACCUGGAGGGCGGCGCCAUGGUGCUGGCAGAUGGUGGUGUGGUGUGCAUCGAUGAGUUCGACAAGAUGCGCCCUGAGGACAGAGUGGCGAUUCACGAGGCGAUGGAGCAGCAGACGAUAAGCAUCGCCAAGGCGGGCAUCACCACCGUCCUCAACUCGCGCACCUCCGUGCUCGCCGCUGCCAACCCGCCCUCCGGGCGAUACGAUGACCUCCGGACAGCGCAGGAGAACAUUGAUCUGCAGAGCACCAUUCUGUCGCGCUUCGACCUCAUCUUUGUCGUCAAGGACACCCGCGACUUCAACCGCGACCUCCAAAUCGCGCGGCACGUGGUGAACGUGCAUGCCAAGGCGGAUGCCGUGGUGGGGCAGGCAGACGAUGCCAUGGGCGGGCGGGCAGCCAUGGGGGACGGACCUGCAGGGGCGGGGGGCGUGGGGCACACGGGGAAGGAUGGCGAGCAGGAGAACUGGCUCAAGAGGUACAUCGAGUUUGCUCGCACGCGCUGCUCCCCGCGGCUUUCAGAGUCGGCAGCAACGCUCCUGCAAAACAAUUAUGUGCAGAUCCGGCAGAACAUGCGGCGGAGGGCAACGGAGACGGGGGAGGCGUCAGCGCUGCCAAUCACGGUUCGCCAGCUGGAGGCCAUCGUGAGGCUCUCAGAGUCCAUGGCACGCAUGCAGCUCUCCCCAGUGGCCACGGAGGAGCACGUCACCGAGGCGCUGCGCCUCUUCCAUGUCGCGACGCUGGACGCCGCCCGGUCGGGCGUGGUGGACGGCGCAGUGCUGACGGAGGAGCAGCGGCGCGAGGUGCAGCAGGUGGAGGGCGCGGUGCGGCGCCGCGUGGCCAUCGGGGGCUUCGUGUCGGAGAGGCGCCUGCUGGAUGACAUCACGCGGUCCGGCAUCAGUGCGGCGAGCGCUGCUCAUCAUGGUGGCACGGGGAGAGGUGGAGUACCGACGGGAGAGGAGGGUCAUCUACCGCAAGGUCUGACCACCGCUUCUACUGCUGCUCUCACCACCGCUCUCACUGUUGGACUCACUGCUGCUCUCAUUGCCAUUGCAACUCUGACUACAGUACAACCACUGGUCUAG